Molecule: messenger RNA, 855 nt
Organism: Bacidia gigantensis
Lineage: Eukaryota; Fungi; Ascomycota; Lecanoromycetes; Lecanorales; Ramalinaceae
Exons: 2
Coding region: 1-855 (284 amino acids)
Biological process (GO): retrograde transport, endosome to Golgi
Cellular component (GO): late endosome; cytoplasm
Molecular function (GO): oxidoreductase activity
Source: RefSeq, a predicted model, not a curated record
AUGGAGUACGAACCCGUAAAUACUAGAGACAAAGCCGGAGAUCGCGAAGCAGUCUCUUUGCAAAAACGAGCCAAACCAGGGCUCCAGAACCCGGUCGCGGCCGGAUUACCAGAAGAUCUGAACUGGGUUGCUGCUGAAGCCUCUCCGAGCUACGGCGAGAUGGGUACACCAGAUGACACAGCCCAGGUCCACCCCUAUGAGUUUACCACCUCGAUGGCUCAGCUCGCCGAAGAGAAAGGAGCAAGAAUCUUGUUUGGCUCCGUUACAGGGAUUGACAGAUCAAACGGAAAGGUUCAAUCGGUGACUUACGACGAUAAGAAAACGCCGCAAUCGCACACAAUACCGGCGACAGAUGUCGUUAUAGCAGCUGGGCCAUGGUCACAGAAUCUGUACCCACCUGCACCUAUCGAGGCGUUAAGGGCUCAUAGUGUCACUAUACAACCUUCCAAUCCGAUAUCAGGAUACGCUUUGUUCACAAGCAUCAAUCUUCCACCCAAUUUUGGGCAGACUGACACUCACGUCAAAGCACGACGACCCCACAAAAAGGUGGUGGCGCCAGAGAUAUAUGCAAGACCCAAGAAUGAAGCGUACGCGUGUGGCGAAGGUGAUACCUUGAUACCUUUACCUAAAACGACUGCCGAUGUAGAGACAGACCAAGCACGCUGCCAAGAUAUCAUCGACUACGUUUCGUCGAUAUCAGACGAAUUGCGAGACGGUGAAGUGACUGCAAGGCAAGCUUGCUACCUACCGUUGGGUGGACCUUUGAUAGGCGAGACCGGCGUCAAGGGCCUUUUAUUUGCCGCCGGGCAUACGUGCUGGGGUACAGUUGAUUCUAGACAGCUGAGAAACCUGUAA